CUUCAAGAAUGUGUUUUGCUAUGAAAGGUAUCAUAACUAGAUUCUAGAUCUAGGUCUAGAUCUAGAUCUAUACUCUAAACUUUGAAAAUUAACAAACUUACAGAAACAGCUACUCAAGUGAGCGUUUGUACCAGUUGGGGAGAAUGUCUCAUGGAACUGAACACAAGGAAGACGCAGGAGAACUCUAUGAAUUCUACGCCAAACCUGCUCACGACUUGCCAGUCUACGAGAACCCCGCGAGUGUGACGAUCAAUCGACGACACAGCCGGAGUCCACAUUCCCAUGCUCAUGACGAUAGAUUACAUGAUAAAAACUCGAGCCCAAAACGGUCAUCAGCAAUUGACCUGGAACACCCACGAGAUAGGUCAUCUCGCCUUGCCAGUGGCCGUGUCAGACUGAGGCCUUCAGAACUGGUUCGGUCUGAAUCGGAGAGUGACGUGGAUUCAGUCUCCGAGACGGUAAUCGAGGAAGUAUCUCCGCUCCCCUCUCCUCGACGACGCCCAAAUAAGGGGAUCGGUUGGCCUUUCACUGUCAUUUCACAAGUGAUAGAUGUUCCCUCGUUAUCUGACGAAUGGAAAGAACCGUGGGCCCGGUUCGUUCCCCGGAUGCUGAAAGUGGGCCGCAUUCUGAUGACGAUCUUCACGUACUUCUGCGUGAUCUACGGCUCCCUCACCAUCCUGGCAACGUGCGUGCACAGACAGAUACAGUUCACCCCCUUCAAUUUGAGCUUUGUCGUCAAUGGCACUUUCGGUAUCAUACACCGCUACUAGAGACUGAAACUGGCGGAAUUUGGAGCUCAAUACUGUUGUUAGUUACAUGAGAGAAUUGUCUGAACUCUCUCAAGAAGAGCAAGCAAACUGCAUUUUUAACGCAUCUACCUUAUCCUCAGUUCAAAAGUUUUCAAUUUAUAUCACAGACAGAAAGAUGAGAUAAUGUAUCUAAACAUGCCACAGGACCAAGGAGAAUUGAAGUUUUGUUUAACAAUUAAAUAGGGAGAGCACGUGACACCUCAUAGUUAAGAGAGUGAAUGUUAAUUUUUUUAAUUGAAUUUCUGGACUACCUGGAUGCUCACCUGUUCCUGCUGUACAACUUUCGUCUUAAUUCUCAUUCUUCUCUUUUCCCAUUUUGAUGCAAGUAUUAACUCUCUCACAGUCAAUGUUUCAAAAUGUGUUUGCGAUCCACACAUUCGUAAAAAAUGAGUCUUGCCAUGUUCGUCAUCGGUGGACCCAAACCAGAAACAUCGCAGAGGUCUCACAAGUCCGCAAUGUGGGCCAAAGGUUGAGUUUGAUAGACUGCGAAUGUUGAAUUUCUGCCGGAUAAUUAAAAGUAAGUUUUAUGAAUUCAGCUUGAAAAUACCGAAGUGUCCCGUGACAAUUAAUAAUAAAGUCUUGUUGAAUAAAACA
This is a messenger RNA of Aplysia californica (California sea hare), 1403 nucleotides long. RefSeq lists its product as uncharacterized. NCBI's taxonomy places the organism in Eukaryota, Metazoa, Mollusca, Gastropoda, Aplysiida, Aplysiidae. The record is from RefSeq and is a predicted model, not a curated record. The transcript has 5 exons. Bases 144 to 770 code for a protein of 208 amino acids.